UGUUUGACGUACCUGAGACCCGCCUUCCGGAAGGAGGCCCCAGCGGCUGACUAUGGCGACCGCCGCGGAGCAGUGGGUACUGGUGGAGAUGGUCCAGGCGCUCUACGAGGCUCCUGCUUACCAUCUUAUUUUGGAAGGAAUUCUAAUUCUCUGGAUAAUCAGACUUCUCUUCUCUAAAACUUACAAGUUGCAAGAACGAUCUGAUCUUACAGUCAAGGAAAAGGAGGAGCUGAUUGAAGAGUGGCAGCCGGAACCUCUUGUCCCUCCCGUCUCCGGAGACCAUCCUGCUCUCAACUACAACGUCGUUUCAGGCCCUCCGAGCCACAACAUUGUGGUGAAUGGAAAAAAGUGUGUAAACUUCGCCUCGUUUAAUUUUCUUGGAUUGCUGGAUGACCCUCGGGUCAAGGCAGCGGCUUUGGUGUCCUUGAGGAAGUACGGCGUGGGGACCUGCGGGCCUAGAGGGUUUUACGGCACAUUCGAUGUGCACUUGGACCUGGAAGACCGCCUGGCAAAGUUCAUGCAGACGGAAGAAGCCAUUAUCUACUCGUACGGAUUUGCCACCAUCGCCAGUGCCAUUCCUGCGUACUCCAAGAGAGGGGACAUUGUGUUUGUGGACAGAGCCGCGUGCUUUGCUAUUCAGAAAGGAUUACAGGCGUCACGUAGUGACAUUCAGUUAUUUAAGCAUAACGACAUGGCCGACCUGGAGCGACUACUGAAAGAACAAGAGAUCGAAGAUCAAAAGGAUAAGUCACGUGUCCGGUAACUGGAAGAAACAGCGGCCCAUCUUCAUUUAUGAAAGUGUGAACAGAGUGACUCUCUCUCCCUCCCGCACCUUCGCCCUGGAGCUCCGAGCAGCUCCGCCUGUGCGAGCCACCUGCCCCGCGCGACUUCCUUCCGCACCGCAGCCCGUUUACACUGCCGCUUCGCAGGCACCUGCGUGUGCAGAGACCCUUGAGGGGUGGGGGGCCGGGGGCGGAACCGGCUCCUCGGCCUUCUGAUCGGAGACGGCAACGCGGCGGACGUACGCUCAGAGCGUCUCUGGCGGGAUUGUCACGGCCCCGCGAUGGCGUGGAGGGGGACGCUGGUGCUGUCUGUGGUUCCGCGGUAGGGACCAUCGUGCACAGACCACACGGAAGCCGCAUCCUUCCUCUCAAACACCACUUGAAGAGGACUUUCCCGGUCCACCUCGGUCAUUCCCAGGGUGCCUGCUAAGGAGUGCUCCCGCGUUCCUCAAUUCUGUGUUAACUUUCAUCCUUCCAGAUACACGCAUUGUUCCUUUAAGGUUCUGGCCUCCUUGUUCAGGGGACAGCCUGAGGAGCGGCCCCUCGUGAAUAUGCACUUGUCACGAUGAAAGUGCAUAGGCUCUAGGCUCUCGCUGGUUUAUGCUGGAUUGCUGCAGGCCGGGGCUUCUUGGCUGCAGGAUUUAGAAAAAUCUGUCGGGAAAGUCUUAAAGUGGAGAGCAUUCCACUGAUGAGUUUCUUUUGACAAAUUGUAAAAAGGUGUCCCUUAUUCUGAUUCGGCAGUAGAAUGCUACCCCACUGAAGAACAGGCCUCGGCAGUGUGACCAGCGAGCGAGUCCCCUGCAGCGUUUAUUUUCUUAAGUUUGUGCUAAUUUGGAAAAGAGGUGGGGUGGGUGUGUGUGUGUGUGUGUGUGUGUGUGUGUGUGCGUGCACGCGUGCGCGUGUGUUUUGUUAGAUUUAUAAUCCUUGGAACUUUUUUUUAUGAAUAACAAAUAAAAUUAUCUUGAAUUGUGUUUCUAUUUUAUAGUUUUACCCUUUUACUAAUUAAUUUAUACCACAUUUUCCCGACAUGGGCAGGCUUUCUAAGUCACUUUACAUUUUGGUAUUUAGAAAGAAUUUUUUUUCAGUUUCAUUUUCACAUAAAUAAUAAAUGCUCAAUGUGUGAAAAAUUUCUUAGAUACUUGUCUUUUAUUUGAAAGUGACUUAAAACGUGGUUUCAUCCAGGUUCUUUUUGUCAACUUUGCAAAUAGUUCAUAGGUGUUUUUUCAUUCACUUCCGUAUAAGGAUCUCUUGUUCCAUAUUCAUUCUUCUUUUAAAAAAGGACAGUGGGCAAAAACAGCAGUUCUCAGAAGUACAAAUAGAUGUGAGCAAGUGAAAAUUGCUCAAGCCUUCCUAAUAAUUAGCAAAAUUAGGCAAAGAGCCUUCACCUAUCUGACCAGGGGACAUUUUUCAUGGUAACAAUCUGUGUCAGCACUGGUCUGGGUGAUCAAACAAAGGCCCUCCUGUAACUCUGGGGAGAGUGCCCGUCAGGACACCUUUUCCAGAGGGUACGUGGACAAAGAUAUUCCAGAAUUCUUAAAUGUCCGUACCUUUGGACCUGUAUCCGGGGUGUUGUCUUUAGAAGAGGAUCGGAAGUGGUGUUAAAGAUUAAAGAUACAACGUGAUAUAAAAAAGCAAAACGAGGGAAACAGCCUACAUCCAGUGUUGGGGAAAUAGUUAAUUUAUGGUGUAUAUACAGAUAGAAUAGUAGAUCUCCAUGGAAAUCAUGUUUAAAAAUUUUUUUUAAUAUUUAUUUCAUUUUUGAGAGAGAGACAGAGCACAAGCGGGGGAGGAGCAGAGAGUG
Messenger RNA from Panthera uncia (snow leopard), 2583 nucleotides. It is a transcript of the gene SPTLC1, whose product is annotated as serine palmitoyltransferase long chain base subunit 1. The coding region runs from base 53 to 763 and encodes 236 amino acids. The transcript is spliced from 8 exons. Gene Ontology annotation, molecular function: pyridoxal phosphate binding; serine C-palmitoyltransferase activity. Gene Ontology annotation, biological process: sphingosine biosynthetic process; ceramide biosynthetic process. NCBI's taxonomy places the organism in Eukaryota, Metazoa, Chordata, Mammalia, Carnivora, Felidae. Gene Ontology annotation, cellular component: endoplasmic reticulum. The record is from RefSeq and is a predicted model, not a curated record.